Epinephelus lanceolatus (giant grouper) is the source of this 1490-nucleotide messenger RNA. NCBI's taxonomy places the organism in Eukaryota, Metazoa, Chordata, Actinopteri, Perciformes, Serranidae. The record is from RefSeq and is a predicted model, not a curated record.
CUUUCCAUUUGUUCAUGAGUGUAAAUUCAUGUAGACAAUCGCUCCUGAGGGAUGUGGAUUUCCCAGGAUCAGAUAUCAAACAUGUCACCUCUCCUGAUGCUGAGCACUGUCAGCUGCUUUGCACCCAGCACCCUGCCUGUCGCUUCUUUACUUUCCUUCGUCCAGACUGGACCAGAGAUAACAGGCAGUUCUUCUGUUACCUCAAGGCCUCUCCCUCUGGACAGCCCAGAGUUCAGAAUACACUGCACGGUCACACCUCUGGCGUUUCUCUGAAACCCUGCAACCCAGACCCAAAGCCCUGUCUGCGUGGGGUGUAUCAUCAUGUGGACUUCCCUGGGGCAGACUUCCGGACCUUGUUCACAGCAAACUAUGAGGACAGUCAGAGAGAAUGCACACGUGAUCCUGCCUGUCAGGGAACUACAGAGAUGAAAGGACCAGGUACAAGUGCUACCUCAAAUUCAGCUGGACAGUGCCAAGGACACCUACGGUGUUGGCAAAGGGUGGUAUAGUAUCUGGAUUCUCCCAUAACCUACCAAUCAAUAGUGGACACUGUACCACAGGUAAUCUAAUACUCCUACCAAAGGUAGUAUUGACUGGAGCAACAACCAGUGCGGGUUGUUGUCGCGCAUGCUUUCUCUUUGGACUGCUUGUUUUAUACAGCAUGUCAGGGCAAACUUUUUCCAAACAUUGACGUCCCAGGACACAACGUCGAGGUUCUGCCUGCGGCCUCUCCUGAACACUGUCAGAUAUUGUGUUCUGCUCAUCACCACUGCACCUUCUUUGCUUACGUCAGGUAGAGUAUGUUGGCUGUGGUCAUGCAUAUUGUUAUUUUCCUACACUUGGGGCACUUGAAAUAGGGAGUGUGGGGCUUUCCCCAAAUAGCAGUGUCUUGAGUCACGUGCAUUAAGGAUACAUUUCACCCACAAAAUGACCAUUUGUAAAUCUGUAAGUUAUGCUGUGCUACUUUGAAUUUGUGGAGAAAAUGUCUCCACAGAAAACGGCAAAAAUGUAUGAUUUAUUGAAUGAUUGGGGAACCAAGGGUGUUGUAUGGCAUGCAUUAUUCCAGAAUUACAAUAAUUUCUAGCACUACUAAAUUAUGUAUUUCCUGCAUUUAGCCAGUUUUAGCUUUUUUUUUUUACAUUAGUUUUAAACUGAUUAAGAUUAAUAUAAUCUCUUACAUUUGUAGGUAGAGCAUUACAUUGUUGUUGCUAUAACUGAAAAGGCAGUUUGAGCAUGAGCAAUGUUUCAUGUAACAGUCUCCCCUAUGAUGGUUUUGUUUGUCUUAUUUCCUUAUGAACUGUUAAUAUAAAUUGAUUCAGGAGUGGGGAAGCUAAACUAUGGAGUAUCUUGUAUAUUGAAUAAACAUUGAGCAGCAAGAGAGCAACAAAAACCACAGUCAAAUUCCAUGAUUGUGUAGGCUACGCACUAGCUACAAGCUGAUUUUGAUUUUGAUUCUUGUCAUGCAUGUCGUAGCAUCACCUUAAAGUGAC